This is a messenger RNA of Porites evermanni, 3581 nucleotides long. Lineage: Eukaryota; Metazoa; Cnidaria; Anthozoa; Scleractinia; Poritidae. The record is from the annotation of a GenBank genome assembly.
AUGGUGUCGAUGGCGAGAUUUGAACCCGGGCACGAUUGGUUGAAUGCGACGGCUCUCACCACUGAGCCACCCUUGAUCCCUUUUUUGGUAAUUGUCGGAAAAUGAUCGGAAACUUUUGUACACCCUUCGGACAACAUGCGGAAUUUUUUUUUUUUCGCAAAUCAUCGAAAAGUUGCUUGUAGUCGACAAGAAAAAAAGUCUAUAAAAUUACGCUUGACUGACGGUGAUCUGGUGAUUUCCUUUGAUGCCCAGGUGCCGUUUAAACACGACUCUUUGUUGGUGGAUAAAAAGGAAUUAAAGCUGACCAAGGCAGAGAAAAGAGAGGCGAAAAGAGGUAAAAGACCUAUUUUAAUCAGCUUUUAAUAGCGAAGCUUCACGCGUUCGCGAAGUGCGCGCGAGCGGAGCCCUACAACAAAGAAAAAUUGGUAUCUAUCCAUCCGAGAAAUUGUGGUAGUCAUGUGACCGUCCGCACCACAGGAUGUCUCACUUUCUGGCUAGAGUCGGAGCCUGCAACCUGAUACUGAACGUGCAUGUUUUGUUCAAUUGACAGCGGUCAAAAUAGGGUAUACGCUGACGAGUAUCACAUGACCGUAUCGUGGGUUCAGGUUACUAGUUUUCAACUGAUUGCAGGCUCAACUCGGCUCCAAGUGGAUUUCUUUGCAACUGUUACAUGCUUAAUGUUUGAAGUAAAUUAUAAACUUAUUAACGGGAGCUUCGCCUUUAGCCUUGGCUAAAUCUGUAUAUUAAACGUUUAUAUGUAUACAUCAUUUAUGAAAAAAAUAAAACAAAGGGCAAAUUCUCUCUAGGCGGCGCUGAUCAUACAAUGAGAUAGAAGAGAAAGAUAACCCGCAAAAAUAUUUUUGAUGCCAUUAAACUGUUAAGAACGUGUAUAACUUGCAACAAAUCAUUGGCUGUUCGUAUUCAGUGCCAAAGUGAGUGUAAGUCUUUUUAGUCCGUCAAAUAAAUACCUCAGUCUCUCUAAUAAAAGCCCUCUUUAGAGUUUUAGACUUUUAGAAUAAAUUCGAUAAUACUUUCCUACACAUUUAUUUCUAAGGUUAUGAAAUGGAGAAACGACUAUCCAUGCAGCAACAAGGGGCGCGUGCAUACUGUCCCGGUGUUAUACAACCGGUUUAUAACAGGUAAGACCAGUUGAUAACCGGAAUGAAUAGUCCUUGCUUUUACAGAGUUUGUCACACAAACUGAUCUUAGAAGGACAGUAGGCUAUUUCCGAGUUGUGCCAAGCCUCUCUUUCAAAGCGAGGCUAAAUGUGAAACCAUUUAUAUGAAAAUGAUUGUUUCUUCUCAGGCGAAGAAAACUCAUUUUCACAAGAAAGGUUUUGCGCGUAGCCAUGGUCCGAAAAAGAGGGUUUUGGAACUCCGGAAAUUCCCUGUUCUUUUUAUUACGUAAACACAGCUGAACUUGUUAUCUUCACUCGUGUAGAUCACUUGUCUUUUGGGAAAAAAAAAAAAACAAACAAAAAAUGUUUUGUUAGCAAAUCGACAACAGCCGAUUUUUUUUUAUAGUUUUGUCGUCCGUUUCUGUUGAAGUUUCUUGGAGAAUCGUGCGCGAGAAAGGGAAAAACAAAUGGCGCCACCAUGACGUCAUUUUCUUGGCCUGUACUCUUAUCGAGCAUAGCUCUCCACCAAUCAGCGCGCGAGAAAUCGCUCAGUUAUCUUGAAAGCGAAAUUUGAAAUUUUGUUUUUUAAUUAAUUAUUUCGAUGAGAACUAUUGGCAGAGAUGGAAUCUAUGAACGUCGGAAAUUUUUUUUGGUUCUCAUUUGNGAAUGAAUCUAAUUAUCUGAGCAGGUAUCUUAUCUCACUGAUCAGGAAUUAACUUUAUAAAUAGCAAGGUUUUGAGCGAAGCAAAGGUGCGACAUAGCAGGUUUUGGAUAUUGGGAAAUUCACUGUAAUUUUUAUUCCGUAAACACAGCCGAAAUUGUUACCUUCACUCCCGUAAAUAACUUGCCUUUUGGGAAAAAAAAAAAAACAAACAAAAAAUGUUUUGUUAGCAAAUCGACAACAGCCGAUUUUUUUUUAUAGUUUUGUCGUCCGUUUCUGUUGAAGUUUCUUGGAGAAUCGUGCGCGAGAAAGGGAAAAACAAAUGGCGCCACCAUGACGUCAUUUUCUUGGCCUGUACUCUUAUCGAGCAUAGCUCUCCACCAAUCAGCGCGCGAGAAAUCGCUCAGUUAUCUUGAAAGCGAAAUUUGAAAUUUUGUUUUUUAAUUAAUUAUUUCGAUGAGAACUAUUGGCAGAGAUGGAAUCUAUGAACGUCGGAAAUUUUUUUUGGUUCUCAUUUGCUUGUUGUGUUUUACACUUACUUGCGUCGCUGAAGCACUCGUAAAUUUACCCAUGCCUAUAUUUCUCCUUUCUUCGUCCGACAUUUUUCGUAGUUCCUUGGCCACAAAGCCUCGUUAAUAAUCGUCUUCCGGUUUGUUUCUGGGAUCGUGAUAUCCGUGUUAACUUGUCUUUGAUGCUAUUUCAUCAUGCUCGCGUGCUACUCACAUAAAGAAAGAGAAAAACAGCCGAGAAAAUGACAACCUCGUUCCCAGGGCCCUCUCUCGCUCCAGAGGACGAGCAGGAGAGGAGCCUGGGAACGAGGUUGGGAAAAUGAUUGAUAUGUUCUUGCAUUUUGUUUUAAACCGCUUUUCUAGACCCAAUCAUGUUUAUGUACCAAACCCAGUUAAUCCAGCUGGACCAAUUUCACAGCAAUGCAACGACUCAGCUUCCAUCUCAUCUCAUCAGCAAAACGUUCAUCCUUACCCCUCCCCUGUGGCACACCUCCCCAUCCCUCUCGCUUCUUUGGUCCGUGCUGGCGUUCCUGUUACACAGUUGGGGCAGUCUUUGCCCUCGGCUCUUCUAAACACCCUGUCGACGUCUGCAAAUACGACGCCAACAACGAGCACUUCCGCUUCUAAAGACGACGUGGUAAUGAUUGACUUAGACGAACUGCCGUCUCCGACCAAACCAUUGCAAGAACCUAUCCUGACACAGGGUACCCAGCCGAAUAGCGACUUGAUGAGACUGGCUCGUAACGCCUUCCCGAAUGUUUCUCCAUCGUUCAUUGGUUUGUUGUUGAAUCAAGGGAACGCGCGUGGGAACUCGCAAGAAAACGCGCGUGCAAACGAGGAAGGUACAAAUUCUAAAGAUGAAAACAAAGCCGCUGAAGCAACUGAUGCGACGGUUGCUAGUGGCAACAAGACGUCAGAGACUGGGAAUACCGCUGACAAUGUUCAAACGUUGAGAGGGCUACUUGCUCCAGACCCAGCGGGGAAACAAGUCAAUGACGAGUCAGCCUCACCGACCUCUCCCACAGUCCAAGACGGAUCUAUUGUCUCCUCUCCUAAAGUUGAAGGAGAAGCUUCUCCGCAAAGACCAGUCACCGAUCAGAAGCCGUCACCCACCCCUCCCGUUGUAAAUGACGGAACCGAUGAUCUGGCAUCCCAAGAGGGGGUCAGUACAGACAUUGAAAGACCUGAGGCACGUAACACGCUGCUAUCUGAAGGGGGUCAUAGUGGAGAGCCAGAACUGCCCAAGUCAUCGUCUCCCACCACUUCCGUUGAAAAAAAAGAGAACACUAUCUAG